This is a messenger RNA of Parastagonospora nodorum SN15, 1314 nucleotides long. RefSeq lists its product as hypothetical. The transcript is spliced from 3 exons. Gene Ontology annotation, biological process: cytoplasmic translational termination. NCBI's taxonomy places the organism in Eukaryota, Fungi, Ascomycota, Dothideomycetes, Pleosporales, Phaeosphaeriaceae. Gene Ontology annotation, cellular component: translation release factor complex; cytosol. The record is from RefSeq and is a predicted model, not a curated record. Gene Ontology annotation, molecular function: sequence-specific mRNA binding; translation release factor activity, codon specific. The coding region runs from base 1 to 1314 and encodes 437 amino acids.
AUGUCGUCGAAGGACCAGCAGCCCAACGACGCCGAGAAGAACAUUGAGAUCUGGAAGGUCAAGAAGCUGAUCAAGCGUCUUGAAGCCGCCCGCGGAAAUGGCACAUCCAUGAUUUCGCUCAUUAUCCCGCCCAAGGACCAGGUCUCGCGCGCCGCCAAGAUGUUGGCUGAAGAAUUCGGAACCGCCUCCAACAUCAAGUCCCGCGUCAACCGUCUCUCCGUCCUCUCGGCCAUUACCUCGACCCAGCAGCGUCUGAAGCUGUACUCCAAGGUCCCGCCCAAUGGCCUCGUCGUCUACUGCGGUGAAAUCAUCACCGCAGAAGGCAAGGAGCGCAAGAUCAACAUCGACUUCGAGCCCUUCAAGCCCAUCAACACGUCGCUAUACCUCUGUGACAACAAGUUCCACACCGAGGCCCUGAGCGAGCUGCUCGAGUCAGACCAGAAGUUUGGCUUCAUCAUCAUGGACGGAAACGGCGCCCUCUUUGGCACUCUGUCUGGAAACACGCGUGAAAUUGUCCACAAGUUCUCGGUCGAUCUGCCCAAGAAGCACGGCCGUGGUGGUCAGUCCGCCCUGCGUUUCGCCCGUCUGCGAGAGGAGAAGCGCCACAACUACGUCCGCAAGGUCGCCGAAUUGGCUGUCCAGAACUUCGUCACCGCCGACAAGGUCAACGUCGCCGGUAUCAUUCUGGCCGGUUCCGCCGAUUUCAAGAACGACCUGAACCAGUCCGACCUCUUCGACAACCGUCUGCAGUCCAAGGUCAUCAAGGUUGUGGAUGUGUCCUACGGAGGCGAGAACGGUUUCAACCAGGCCAUCGAGUUGGCUGGGGAGACGCUCAGCAACGUCAAGUUCAUCCAGGAGAAGAAGCUCAUCAACGAGUACUUUGACCACAUCUCCAAGGACUCUGGCAAGGUCUGCUACGGUAUCGACGACACUUUGAAGGCUUUGGAGGCUGGUGCUGCCGAGACCCUGAUUGUCUUUGAGAAUCUGGAGAUCACCCGCUGGAUUCUGAAGAGCUCCGAAGGCAGCGAGAUCAUCCUGCACACGACCAAGCAGCAAGAGCAGGAUCGCAGUCUUUUCAUGGACAAGGAGACUGGCCAAGAGAUGGAGGUUAUCGACCAGGGCUCCAUGCUCGAAUGGCUUGCCGAGAAGUACCGCGACUUUGGUGCCAAUCUUGAAUUCGUCUCCGACCGUUCCUCCGAGGGUAACCAGUUCGUCAAGGGAUUUGGUGGUAUUGGCGCCAUCCUCCGAUAUGCGCUCAACUUUGAGCAGCUUGCCGACUUCGAUGAUGAUGAAGACGAGUUCUACGAUGAUUGA